AUGUCCCGUCGAAGCUACCAAAGCGGCGUUUCUGACAACCGAACCUCACGAUAUGUUAACGACGACGAUCUCUUCAAUUAUGUACUGCGAGUAGCAUACCUCAGCUAUAUCAUGACCCCCAAACCAACAGAGACGGUCACCAGCGCCCCCAUACCGCCUGAAUUGCGAGAUCGAGAGCACCAUUCCCGCCUAUCAGCUCUGUCAAACUUCUCAAUUGGAGAUAUAUUCAAGGACGUGCGCGAUGGCCCAAAGAGCGUCAAGUUCCCGGAGAAGCUGCUCAAGGUGUUGGAGCAGAAGUUGCAGAGUAUAGCUAUGGGGAAGGACCCAGCAUACUCCGAACAACUAGUGCGGCGGACCAUGGCCAAAUUUUACGGCCAGUUCAUGGUCGACAGCUUCAAACGCCAAAUGAAGGAGAACCGCAAGAUCGAGGAACUCAUCCUUAUGUUUGCCACACACGCUACAGGUGUGCUAAAGAAGGAGCCUUCCCUCGGAGGAGACGGAUGGAAACUCGAGCUCAAUAACCAGAUCGCCAUUUUCGUCAAGAUGUUGCGAGAAUGUCUUCGGACUGUGAACCAUGUUUCACCAGAGCUUUUGAGUCGGCUGGACACAUAUACCGCCAAGCUGGCACCCUCACAGAGCUCCAGCGACUCGGGUUACGAUUCUGCAUCAACUCGCAACUCAAUCACGAUCCCCACAGUCAGCUCCAACGUCAACGAUAUGGAGCUGGUUGGGGUUGUCGCUGCGUUGUUCCGAAUGCGACAAGAAGAACUGCAGCAGGAGGUGGACGCUCUCAAAGGAACAUGCACCGCUAAGGCAGCGUUAACAGACCUCAAAACAUGCCUGAAAAAUAUUAACGCAGGCAUGCCUUUCCCAGGUCGGAAAGAAGAUUUCGAAACGGACGACGCAUGGAGGAAUUGGCGAACUUCAGAAACGUCACACCUGCAACAACUCGUCGUAGCGAUGGUCCAAUUCAAUCCUGAGUUAGCCAAAUCAACGCCGGCUGAAAGCGCCGCUGCCUCUUCAUCAGCCUACGGAGGGCGACCUUACUCGAGCUACGAACAACAACCAACCCGAAACCCAUCUAUCAGCAGUCGUCGGUCACUAUACGCUGAUGGUGACGGACUUCAAGACGAUGUCAAUGGCGACGAUGAGAUUCCAAUUGGCCACUAUUUCACCUAUAUUCCUUCCAACCCGCGCAAAUAUUACAAACGCCUAUUGGAACAUUGUUUGAUCGCAGACCUAGAGACAAUGUUGAGCCCGGAGGUCGACGACAACGAUGAGGUGUCAUUAGGCAUCUUAUCUGCUCCACACCUAGACUUGUUGAACGAGGUUGCUCUUCGCUGGCGGAUCGGGCACUCCUAUCGGGCAACAUGUUUCUUGGACCUCGUGAAGCAAUUCUUUGAACGUCAAGAUAUCCCAAUGGAGUGUAUACCCGAAGCAUUGACUCACGUUUCCAAAGUAAUGUCCGACGUCGAACUAGAAGACUGGCCUUUGCACGAUUCCGAGUAUCUAUCCGGUGUCUAUGGCGGUCUCUUCAACACCUUCCUCUCCAACUUGUAUCAUGCCAUGGAAAACAUCCCAAAUAUCAAACCUUCAGAGGUGGAGCCCUUCAUCCAAGUCCUGGAACACAUCCGCGACAGUGGCUUGCUAGAACGCUUUGGUUUCGACCAGGACAUCAACGCUCGCUUUGGAGACAUUCAGACACAAAUUCGCCAAGUAGCAUUACGGUGGUAUGAACUCACACUGAAGGAGCUACAAGCGGCACCGGGGGUUAACCGCGCUCUACCCUUGUUAUUGAUGACAGAUGAAAUCGAAAAGGCGGCAAAGAACUUGGAUAAACGAUUCCCGGAGCCAAUCAUGGGGUAUGCAGUCCAAUACGAAAUUGUGGUCGUUUUUAAUCAGGUUCUUUACAGUCAACUGGAUCUCGUCUCAUUGGUCAUGGAGGUUCAAAUUCCGCAAUAUGUCCAAGAAGUGCAAUCUUCCCAAAAGCGCCUGUUCGAGUCAUCCAUGAAUGGACCAACACCUGAUGUACCCAUUCAAGACAUCUUCGCAUUAUAUCGCCGAACAAAGCUGCUGAUUGAGAUGUUCGCAGCGUUCUGUCCGCAGGGUCGUAUCGACUUCGAUAUCCAUGCGUUCUUCGAGCCUUACGUUCGACAAUGGCUGGUCAAUACGGAUAGUAAAACUGGGCAAUGGGUCGAGGCGGCCAUCAAGGCCGAUAAGUUCCAAGCCGAGGGCGCUGAGGGCCAUAGUUCUUCAAUUGUUGAUCUAUUCGACUCAUUAAGAAGUCCCGUGAACUUUCUGGAGGAACUUGAUUGGCAAGACAAAUACCAGGAAGCUCGUUUUGUCACUUCUUUAUCCAAGAGUAUGGCGAAAGCGAUAGAGCAAUACUGUCGCAGUGUCGAAGGCCUCUUCCUUACCGAGAUGUUUCCUCGACCAACUGAGUACUUGCAACCACAAAAGUCCUCCGCGUGGAUCGAAAAGGCUCGGCAGCUAACGAUCACCGGGGAAAAGAAGGUUGAACCCUUCAACUUUCAACCCGAGUCGUGCGUCAAGCUCAACAAUGUGGAAGCGGCGCGGAAGCUUUUGGACAACAUGUACACCCAAUCACAUGCGGACACCGUUUCUGAAACCCUCCAACAAGCGCCCCCCCUCCCCAGUAAAACGGAAACCGAAAAGUUUUUGUUUUCGGUCAAGAUUUGUAUUGCGGAAGGGCUGGUGCCGUUGGAUGGCAGCCCGUCGUCUAGAUUGGACACUUUCGUGACUUUGAGUGACGAAGCUGGCAUGCGAUUAGCCAAGACACGGACGAUAUACGAGACCUUAAAUCCCCGAUGCAAGUUGGCUGUUUGGGACGAAACAUUUGAUAUUUCCGUCGACAAGCCAUUGUGGCUAAUGGUUAGCGUUCGUGACCGUGCAUUGGUCGGCAAACAUGACACAGUAGGGCGAGCAUAUCUGUGUUUGGACCCACGACGAUUUGGCGACUUUUUGACUCACGAUUUAUGGAUGGAUCUGGACUCGCAAGGCCGUGUUCUGGUGCGAAUCAGCAUGGAAGGAGAGAAAGACGAUAUUCUGUUCUACUUUGGUCGUGCUUUCCGGUCACUGAAACGGGCAGAAUCCGAUAUGCUGAGGAUUUUCAUUGACAAGAUGUCGCCCUUUAUCCAACAAUGUCUUUCUCGACCAGUGCUGAAAGCACUCCUCAAGUCCGACAAAUCUUCAUUAGAUGUCAACAAAGCCCUCAGUGGUGUCACCGCGCUGUGGGGUUCUGCCACCUCUGCACUGGGUUCUUCCUCAAACGAGGUCCAAAUCCCAUUGCCCAGCUCAGAGAAACCCCGUAUCCGUCCUGACGAGCUCACAGACGUCGAAAUUGAGCAGGCCAUUCUCCCUUUAUUCGACUAUUUCGAUGCGAACCUCCAGACACUCAAUACCUAUCUCAGCGACACGGCAAAGGAUAUGGUAAUGUCUCGUGUGUGGAAGGAGAUUUUGGUUGUGGUCGAGGGCUUGCUUAUCCCACCAUUGUCGGACGUCUCGAGUGACAUGAAGCCGUUGACUGACAAGGAGGUGGACGUUGUGUUCAAGUGGUUGAAGUUCUUGAGAGACUAUUUCUACGCGAACGGCGAGGGCCCUGUUCCACUAGAGGUUCUUCAAAACCAGAAGUAUCGCGAUGUCGUUUCGAUACGACUGUACUACGACUGGCACACUGACGCUUUGAUGGAGGAAUGCGUGCGCAUGAUGCAGCAAAGUUUACGUUCAUCUUCAACCACGAAACGGCGGGUCAAGAGUGUUUAUCAGCAACGCAACUUGGGCACCAUCAAAGAACGGAAGAAGGAGAAGCGGGAGGAGAAGGAGGUAUCGAAUGGAGAGACUAUAAUGCGCAUAUUACGAAUGAGACCCAACACCUCAGAAUUCAUCGCCCAACAACUGCAAAUUCUCAACACGAUGCAGGCAGAGCAAGAGAAACUUGCGCAAAACAAAGAGCGCAGAGCAGGGAUGAGGCGACCGGGAACAGGAAGGCAAGCUCCUCCGCCUGUACCAGAAGUACCACCCGUGCCGGAGGUUCCUGAACGGUGA
Mycena indigotica is the source of this 4065-nucleotide messenger RNA. RefSeq lists its product as uncharacterized. The coding region runs from base 1 to 4065 and encodes 1354 amino acids. NCBI's taxonomy places the organism in Eukaryota, Fungi, Basidiomycota, Agaricomycetes, Agaricales, Mycenaceae. The transcript has 15 exons. The record is from RefSeq and is a predicted model, not a curated record.